AUGUCGAUGUCAAUUUCUGAUGAAAAUGAAACACGUAUCGACCUCGAAGAACGUUUGCAUUUCCCGGCAACUGACAUUCACCAUGAGCAAAAACGCGAAGCACGGAAGCAUGUUUGUCUGGUGCUUUCUCAAGUACAGAAUCACAGAGCAAGGUUUAGAGCGACAAGAGGUACGACCCCCAAUGUCGACAGCAGGCCAUUUACUGAUUUAAAUCUACACGUUGGGCAGGAUGUGGGAGAGGAACCGUUUAAAACUUCUUUUUUUGCAAAUAAAAAAGCUCCUUAUCAACCCAACCUGAAGGUAUACCCAGGAACGCGAUUUGGAACUAGAUUAAGAUGUUUCAAAUCUAGUUGGUACAAUGAAUAUAAAUGGUUGGAAUAUAAUGAAGAGAUGGACGCUUGUUUUUGUUUUCCUUGUAGACUGUUCUUAACAAAUCCGACAGAGUCGGCGUUUACUAAAACAGGCUUUCGUGAUUGGAAGCACGCCAAGGAAAAGGGAAAGGGCUUUAACAAACAUCAAUGUUCCAGUGAUCAUUUGAGAGCAAUCGAAAUUUACGAAGAAAAGAAAAUGCGAAAUUUACGCGGUUGUACUGUUGUAGCAUCUCUCGUGUCGCUUAGUACUGAUCAUAAGCAGUGGUUAUUUGCUGUUUUCAACGUAUCAAGAUACUUAUGUGCAAAUUCCCUUCCAUUUCGGGGCACGAACGAGUCUGAUAUUGACAAAGGAGAUGGUUUGUUUUUAAGAGCUUUUUCUCAACUUCUGUUUCCAUUGGAAGAAAAAUGGAAAAAAAUCCACAAGAAUCUACCAAAAAACGCUAAGUACACUUCUCCUGAUAUACAGAACGAAGUAAUUGAAGUAUUAGCAUCCUUAGUAAAAAAGAAAAUUGCUGACGACGUACGUAAAGCGGAAUUGUUUACCAUUAUGGCAGAUGGCACGACUGAUAAAAACAGAAAGGAAAUUCAAGGCCUCGUUUGCCGCUAUUUAUCUUCCGUGGGAAAAGUAGAGGAGCAUUGUCUCAACGUGAAAGGAAUCGAUGAUCGCUCUGCUAAAGGUAUAUUCAAUUUCAUCAAAGAAACUUUAGCACAAUUUGAAAUAUCAGUUGACGGUCUUGUAUCACAGUCUUUUGAUGGUGCUAGCGUAAUGUCUGGGGACUAUAAUGGACUGCAAAAGCUUGUUAGUGAUUUCUGCGAUCGGUAUAUUUUAUAUGUACACUGCUUUCUCCACAAAAUCCAUCUUGUUGUGACAUUUGUUACAGAAAAUCUUGACGAAAUAAAGGAAUAUUAUGGCACAAUAAUGGCGCUUUACAAUUUCUUUAAAAAAUCAGCCGUCCUAGAAUCAUACGAAGGUACUGCAUUGAAGAGAUUGAUCGAAACGCGAUGGUCUGGUCACUACGAAAGUACGAGUCACGUAAACAAUAAUUACGGCGAUUUGAUUCAAGCUCUUUUAGUGGCAUCGAAAAAAAAAAAUUAUCCGGGGAAGACAAAGCUCAGGCAAUCGGGCUUCUUAAUCAAAUGA
Messenger RNA from Dendronephthya gigantea, 1512 nucleotides. RefSeq names its product zinc finger protein 862-like. The record is from RefSeq and is a predicted model, not a curated record. Bases 1 to 1512 code for a protein of 503 amino acids. Lineage: Eukaryota; Metazoa; Cnidaria; Anthozoa; Malacalcyonacea; Nephtheidae. The transcript has a single exon.